AUUACCAAUUAAUCAUUAUAAUGUACAUUUUACAUUUUGAUACCUCAAGUUUAAUUUUAAUUUAAAUACAUCUAAAAAUAAUAAUAAGAGCCCCUACUCUACAUAAAAAAAGGCUCCUACAAAUCUUACAUAUUGUCAUUCUUUGUACAACCAAUCAACUUUGUAUAAUUAGCAACCUAUCGUGAUGAAUUGAGAAACCAAGUUUCUAACCUACGUGUAACUUUUUUAUUCUUUUCUUGUGAUGGUGUUCACUAACAUUCAUGGGUGUAUUUUGGCAGGAUAUCAAUUUUUUUGUCAUGGGUAUUUUAUUGUCCAACUCAAUUGGGUUGAGUAUGAAAUCUAAAUAGAUGGUAAAUGGGUAAAAUUUGAUGGGUUUUAUCCAUAUGCAAAUUACAGUUCGAUACCUUAACUUAAUAGAUCUUUAGAUUAAUAACUUAAGUCUAUCUUUUGGGCAUAUAAGUCCUCAAAAUAUUGAUGGAACAUUAUACUUUAGCACCAUAACGGGCCACAUAAUACAUGCUGAUAAACCAUCUACGCCCGCGACAAGGCGCGGCAUCGCGCCACCUAGCAUGUAUGAAAACUAAAACAACUCAGCUGAAAUAAUAACUCGUAGUUUUAUAUUUAUACCGUAUCUCUUCCCUAUCAAACAAAAGCCACUUAUGUAAUGGGAUUUAAGUAAGGAUGGGUGAUCAGUAUGUGUGUGGUUAAUUCGCGAUUUAACAUCCAUCAACCUGCAAAUAAUCAAAAUUGUAAUUAAUGAGUGAUUGAUGUGUGUGAAAUGCAGAUUGAUAAAUUUCCAACUCACACCUAUUCGGAUGGUUGAUGGAAGAAUUUCAUUGCUUGCAAUAUUAUAUCAUUAGGAGUGGGAUAGACAGCAUCCUCAUCUUCAUAAUAGCAAGAUCCAAGCUUACGAAUUUUACGAUAUUGAUCAGCCUAGCUAAUUCGUUUCAUCUUUGUCAACGUAGGAAAGGCGGAAACAUCGAUGCUGCAUCCGGUUUCAGCAGAUUCCAUUCCAAAGUUGUCUCCCUCGUUGAAAGAGAAUUCAUGAUUAGAAGUCGGUUUCUUAAACGAGGAGCCUUUCACAUGGAUUUGAAAUGUUUAUCACAAAAAACUAUGAUAUUAUAUUAAAAUCAGUUAAUUUCAAUUAACUUUAGAGUCGAAAUAGGUUUAAUGAUGAAUCUUAUACCACAACCCUCAAACUCAAGCUACUAAUAUGGAUAUGAAGUUUGCUUAAUCUUAGAAUGGGGUUGUCUGAAUUCAAACAGAAGACCUCUCGAUCAUAGAAAGCUCUUAUACCAUGUCAAGAUUUCUCAACUAGUUGGUCCGGAACUUCGAUACCAUAUGAGUGACUUGAGUUCGAAAAGUGUAUUACUGUGUGGUAUAAAAUCUAUAACGAAACAUUUUCCAACAAAAUCUAAUUAGUAGGAGUAAUUUUUUUUUCACAGUCACUACUACACGAUGCCGAAAUCAGUAGUGAGUAAAAAACGUGCAUCAAAGUGUAAAAACCGUUACAUUUUAGGCCCACCACAAAUAUUAAGUUUCUACGUAAAAAUAUUUUGUGAACAAAAGCGUGGUCAAAAUCGUUAAGAAUGGUCACUUUUUUUGGCACGAUUUGUGUACAAAAACGUGUCAUUCCCCAUUUGUGCACGAUUAGGUUUGAAGUCGCAAAUGGCUAUCAGAAGUUAAAACGGCGUAAUUCUAUUCAUUUGGCAGCUUCAUCAUAACUCCUUUAUUUGUACUCUUGUUUUCCGGUGAGAAAACUUGCUUUGAAUUUAGAUUGAUUGCACUUUUGAAUUCUUUGGACAACGAUUACUAAGACAUGGCUCAUGCCUCUUCAACCAAAGUUCGAACGAUGGUGUUUGAUUGAUGGUUUCUGGGAAUGAAAACUAAGUUAAAUUACUCAACUCCUAUGGAAGUUCAGUGAGAGAUGCAAACUAAAAACUACGUCUAUGGCUACAUGAUAGAGAAAAAAAGGAUAAACUUGAAAUGUGUGUCAGAGUGUUGGUUUUGGGAACCUCUUUCUCUGUCGACCCUUCCUCCUAUUUAUAGCCAUGGAGAGAUAACCGUUGUAGACAACUGCCUCUUGGAUAACUCCCAGAAAGAACCGUUUCCUGCUUUCUCCGAGUGGUGGUUACUCCUUCAACCGCCUAGGUUCUUAUCUUGGAACUGUUGUGGGUCUUGAAGUGUAGCUUACCUCUCCUAGUCUUAUUACAAAUCUUGUGCCAUUCUAAUCUUGAUAAGCAUGUGGUGUCUCACAAAACUAGGGGGCCGUGAUCCUCUUGCUAGGCACCAUGGACUUCUUACUCAUGUCAUUGACAUUCUUGUCUCACGACCAUGAACCUCUUGGGACUUAGUCACUAGUGAAUGCUCCACCACCACGCCCUUCUCAUUCGUGAUCAUGGCCCCUCUCGUGAUGCGGCAUGAACUUGUCAAUCAUGCACAUGGCCCCUCCCAAGAGGCGACAUGUCCUUCCCAAACUUAGUACAUUUUGUAUCAUUGGUCUUGGUCAUGAGGAGGCAUGGCCUCUUCAUUCGUGGCUAUGGACUUUUCAAUCAUGUAUGUGGCCCUUCCCGUGACACGGCAUGGCCUUCUCGUACUUAGAAUUUUUCAAUCAUGCCUAGAGCCUCUUGUCUUGUGUCCAUGCAUCUUCUCUUGAAGCGGCACGUGCCUCUGGAUUCUAGACGGACAUGACCCUCCUCGUUGAAGAGGCAUAUGCUUCUAGAUUAUAGAUGGGCAUGGCCCUCUUCGUGAAGUGGCACAUGCCUCUAGAUUCAAGAUUGACACUACCCUCUUCGUGAAGCGGCACAUACCUUAAUUUCCAUAGUUUUAUUUUAUCGUAGCAUGGCUUGGCCUCUUACGAGAGGCUCAUGUCCCUUAUUGAAUCAUGGUCAUGUCCAUUAAUGACUUAGUAGCUUGAGCUUAAAAUCAAUAUCCAUAAGACCCGACUUAAAUAGCAUUAAUUAUUAUAAUUGAUGUGGCCUUAUAAACUCAUUAGAUAUCUUGUAACUCAUCAAUGUGUACAAGACAAAUUUAUGGUGUAAGCAAAUGCCCCCCCCCCCCCCCCCCCCCAACUACUUAGUGCAUAAGAAUUAUGGAAUAAGUAGUUGACAUCAACCUACCAAGGUGAUGAAUUAACACUUAUCAACACACAAGUAGACGUUUCUGUAGCCAUAAUUUGGCCCUUUUUCGUGAUGGCCACUUACUCAGAUUUUAUUUUAUUUUCGCUAAUACAUUUUAAUGGGUCUUCUUCCAUGAAGGAGCUAGCAAGAAGUCAUAUACCUAGUCAAAAUUUGGCUAUCACAUAAAGCCAACACGAGCUGAUGGAACUCUCCGUCAAAACUUAUCCAUGCCUUAGCAAAAAUGACUCUCAAUGAUCAAUCCAACACGGCCGGAGGAAACUCAUUGUCAAAGCUUGUCAUAUGCCUUAGCCAAAUUUUGGCUUUCAAUGAUCAAGCCAAUAUGGCCAGAUGGAACUCGCCGUCGAAACUUGUCCCAUGCCUUAGCCAAAUUUUGGACAUCAUGUCAAACCAAUAUGGAGAGAUGGAAUUCGACAUUUAAGAUGGUCUCAUGCCUUAGCCAAAUUUUGGACAUCAUGUCAAACCAAUAUGGUGAGAUGGACCUUGACGUCAAAGCUUGUCCCAUGCCUUAGCCAAAUUUUGGCUUUUGUAAAAAAAAUUUAUGUCCCUCACUCUAACCCUAUUGAAUUUGACUGGAAAACGCUUAUUGCCAUGUUUCAAAUCAUCAUGCCCCCAAGUCGUGGCUACUCGGGACAAGACAACAUGGCAUGGCAUGGCCUGAUUUAUGAUUUGACAUGUCAAGCCAUCACAACGACUUGGUGGCAAAAUCUUCAUAUCGAAGUCUAAUAACUCCGACUCAAGAUUUUCACUUUGAUAUUCUCUCUCUAUCUUUUCUUUUAGCCAUGGUUCGCUACAAUUAUUUUCUAUAAAUAAUAUAUAAUAAGUACAUUAUAUAAAUUUAUUUAUUUCAUAUGGCACGAAGUGACACACAUCACUGCUCUCCAUAGCCUUUGGCAACAACCAAUGCGCCAAAGGUGUACACUCAUUGCCGAGUCCAUGGAUCAAACCAGACGAGUCAUCCAUAGACCACAUGACUCUUUCCUUCCAUGGGAGAUGACUCUCCAUAUAUUGGUUUUAAACUUUUCAUCUUUCGAGUGGAUGGUACAUGGUCGACAGGUCUUGUCUUGGUGGCCUUGCAUGAGGUCUCAUGCUUCUUUGCCUGGGCCACCUUACUUGACAUGUCAAGGCGAUCAUGAUUGUUUCUCUACCUUGGUUUCCUCCGAGUUUAUACAUGCUUAGUCUACUCAUGGAUAUGGACUUGCCACCCUGUCCACCCUUGUCCAUGGUCUAACGCUUACAAAAUCCAUGUACGGGUUUGACUUGUUGUGUCUUUUGGAGAUGCCCCCUACUCCAUUCUUCAUGGUGGGUGACAUGCUCCCUUGUCCAAAAUUAUCAAAAUUUGCAAGACUAUGGCAACUCUCUCUGCCUUUCCCAUGUCUUUCCUUGUUGGACUUGCCCUACUAUCCACUGUUUGUGAUUGGUGGCAUGCCCUCUUUUCCAUACUUAGCCAUAUGAUCAUGUUUAUCACAAAUAUGUGUGGCUUUGGAUUGAUGUAGCAUCUUGGACAUCACUUGCCCACAAGAUGGAUAUCUCGACUUCUCUUUGUCAAGCUUGAGACUCUUCUUGCACUGAGCACACAACUUCUCAACUCCAUCAAUCAUCAUUGCAGCCAGGCUGGCCUGCUUGGUACCUGACAAGCUCUUUUGUUCAAAACCUCAUUGGGACUACUUCGAGAUGGCGUUGUAUCCAAAACCAUCUUGAAACGUGGCAAGUCGACUUUGGCUAAGUCUGGGUUGACCAUGUUGACGCCAAGCAUAUUGGGAAUGGAUCAAUGUCCAUCAACAUGACAUCGUCCUUUGCCUUAUGGAAAUUGAUGAUGUGUCCCUUUUCAAUGGCAUCUUGCAAGACAUUAUGAAAAGCUACACAAGCAUCAGUGGCAUGUGACAUUGCUAUUAUGCCACUUUCAUCUUGCAAGACAACAUGAAAGUCUUUCAUCUUUUUCCCUUUAAUCUUUAACGGACGAUUUUUCUCUCGUUUUAAGUCGAAAUUUCAUUUUUUUUUUUUUGCACAGAUAAAUCAGAUUUAAUUAUGCUCUUUAAAAUGAUAUCCACUUUGAUAUAUUUUUAGUAGAAAAAAAGUUGAAUAUGCGCCUAUUUAAUACCAUAUGGUAAGAAAGCGUACCAUGAUAGUAUGAACAUACCAAUAUGGUAAGAAUGUUGAAUACAUGAUAAUAAUAGUAUACUAACUGU
Linum trigynum is the source of this 5326-nucleotide messenger RNA. The record is from the annotation of a GenBank genome assembly. NCBI's taxonomy places the organism in Eukaryota, Viridiplantae, Streptophyta, Magnoliopsida, Malpighiales, Linaceae.